GCCGCGCCGCGCCGCGGGCACGGGGCGCCAUGGCGUCGUGCGUGGGGAGCCGGACCCUGAGCAAGGACGACGUGAACUACCGGCUGCACUUCCGCAUGAUCAACGAGCAGCAGGUGGAGGACAUCACGCUGGAGUUCUUCUAUCGGCCCCACACCAUCACGCUGCUCAGCUUCACCAUCCUCAGCCUCAUGGCCUUCGCCUUCACCAGGGAUGAUUCUGUCCCAGAGGAUAAUAUUUGGAGGGGUAUCCUCUCUGUGAUUUUCUUCUUUCUAAUCAUCAGUGUUCUAGCUUUUCCUAAUGGACCUUUUACCCGCCCUCAUCCUGCAUUAUGGAGAAUGGUUUUUGGUCUCAGUGUGCUCUAUUUUCUGUUCCUGGUGUUUGUGCUCUUUCUUAACUUUGAGCAAGUAAAAGCGGUGAUGUACUGGCUGGACCCUAAUCUCCGAUAUGCCACAAGGGAAGCAGAUAUUAUGGAGUAUGCUGUGAACUGCCAUGUUAUCACCUGGGAGAGAAUCCUCAGCCACUUUGAUAUAUUUGCUUUUGGGCAUUUCUGGGGCUGGGCCAUGAAGGCUUUGCUGAUCCGCAGCUAUGGGUUAUGUUGGACUAUUAGCAUCACCUGGGAGCUCACUGAGCUCUUCUUCAUGCAUCUUUUGCCUAAUUUUGCUGAAUGCUGGUGGGAUCAAGUCAUUUUGGACAUCCUGCUUUGUAAUGGAGGUGGCAUCUGGUUGGGCAUGGUAGUUUGUCGUUUCUUGGAGAUGAGGACCUAUCACUGGGCAAGCUUCAAGGACAUUCACACAACCACAGGGAAAAUCAAAAGAGCUGUAUUACAGUUCACCCCAGCCAGCUGGACCUAUGUUCGCUGGUUUGACCCGAAGUCUUCAUUUCAAAGAGUGGCUGGAGUCUACCUUUUCAUGAUCAUCUGGCAGCUGACUGAGUUGAAUACGUUCUUUUUGAAACACAUCUUUGUGUUCCAAGCAAGCCACCCUUUAAGCUGGGGGAGAAUUCUCUUCAUAGGAAUUAUCACAGCACCCACUGUAAGGCAGUACUAUGCCUACCUCACAGAUACGCAGUGCAAGAGGGUAGGAACUCAGUGCUGGGUGUUUGGGGUUAUUGCUUUCCUUGAAGCUAUUGUGUGCAUAAAAUUUGGACAAGAUCUUUUUUCCAAAACACAAAUACUGUAUGUUGUGUUUUGGCUUCUUUGUGUGGCCUUUACAACUUUCCUGUGUUUAUAUGGUAUGGUUUGGUAUGCGGAAUACUACGGCCACCGAGAAAAGACCUUGUCAGAAAGUGAAGACAGCCCUUACAGUCCAGAUGCUUCCUGGCUUCAUUCUAAAUUCAGCAGAGCAGGCGCUGACAAUAGUCCACCAAAACAUUCAGUCAAUAAUGAAAGCCAUUCAUCUAGAAGGAGGAAUCGUCACUCCAAAUCAAAAGUAACCAAUGGGAUUGGUAAGAAAUAAGAAUAGUCUCUGAAGAAGUCCUGCAGCGUGACUAGAGAUGGCAGAGGAAAUUGGACCUGACUCUGAAUUUCCAAGUGGGAGACUGAUUUUAAAUGUAAAAUUUAGAAAAGGAGCUGUUGAAGAAAGCAACCAGCUUUCCAUCAGUGAACAGGGCCUCGUGUCUUUCAAGAUGGAGCCACCAGUGUAUUGCAAAUCAUUGCCUGCUGUCAUGUGCCAUUCACUGAAUUAAAUCUGAUUUCUUCAGCGUGUGGCAGCAGAAGCUAAUGAAGAGUCAGCUGGAAAGAAAAAGUUUGUUAUAGCAGGUACACACUGUUUUAUGUUCAGGGGUUUGUAAGAGAGUUUUUAAUAUCUUAGUUGAGGACAUAAACACAAAGGUUAGUAAACUGAAAAGCAGUUGGCAUGGUUGGUUGGAUUUUUUUUUUAAUUUUAUUGUGUUUUUGUUUAGUUGUUAUAUAGAAAAGUAUGCGAUCUUUUGACUUAAAAACACCUCUGCCCUUCUUUCUCAGCCUGGCAACUAAACUUUUCCAUUCAACAGUUAGUAAGUAGGUAAAAAUUCCAUACUUGCAUGCAGCUGCUUACUUUUAUUUAAAGGCUCUUUCAAUCUGGUGACAGGGUUUUACUAGCUAAGAAGCGGGUCCAUGUUUCUCACAAAGGAUGCUGAUUGAUCUUCAAAAACAGUUCUUUUGUUCUGUAUUUUCCUUCUGCUUGAUUGUUACAUAUUCUAUUUCUUUACUUUCCAACAGGUUUUCAUACAGAUAUAUUUUUUAGAGUUUAAAGAGGGCUGUACCUCUUGCCCUCAGGGACAGAUGUCCUGUCAUUUAGUUGGGUUUUUUUUGUUGUUUUACUGAGGUAUGUGUUGCAUCUUGAAGUGCGGGUUACCAGCUGUGUCAUUCUUUCAGCUGUGUUGCAUUUUAUGCGAAGUUCCUCUCCACUCUCCUUUGAUUUGCCUCUGCAUCAGCUGGAAUGAAGAAAUCCCAAUGCCUUUGAUUUUUAGAAACUGCUUUGAAGGCUCUGAUACCCUACUAAGCCUGAUGAGGAGCAGUUUUUCACUGAAAUUAAGUUGCUUAAAUUCCUAAACUCCUGUAAACAAAUCUGUGAAGACUUGUCAUGUUCAGUGCUUAAGAGAUAGCAUAUUACUGUGAUAUACCAUGUUGUUUUAGUAUUUCCUAACAUGCAAUCAGGUAGCUGACAAUGAAGUGACUUCCUUGUGUAGAUUUUUCGGGAAAUGUACUAAUUCUGACCUCUAGCAAAGUGGAUAAUUCUCCAGCAGUGAACGUAGUGAUUAAGUCAAAGGUAAAUAUGCAAGAGCAAUCAGUUUUUGUAUUAGUUAUCAAAACACUUUUGUGCCAACUAGAUUUUUGGGAUUCAUGGGGUUCAGAGAGGUAGGUUAAGCACAGAUAAAUAAUAUCCAUUAGUCACUUGUUUUCAUAAUAAACUGGGUUUUCCUUUUUCUAUUAAUAAUGUUACUGUGAUUUGCCAUAGAUUAUGUGCUAAAAAAUAAUGCAGCAGAGACUUUAUACAAAUGUAUGACACUGUAAAUAGAAAAAUGUAGCCCAUGUAAUCCAUAAAAUUCAUAUGUGCCACAGAUUAUCAACAUUUUCAAUGCACUUAACUGUGUUGCUACUGAACUCUUCAAAGGCCCUCUGUUUCCCAUCCCCCCUUUCAAUCAAACACACUGUGUACAACUUCAGAACUAACUUAUAGUGGAAGCUGCUAUAUCAUUGUUGCUAAAGUGACAUGAAAUGUUACAUGAGAAAAAUGGUAGGAACAUUUUCAGACUUUCCUACGAAUGUUCUACUUCCAUUCAUAUUAGCAGUUCCUUUGUUUUGUCUUUGUGGUGUUCUAUGUAUUGAUGAAUGUAUUUGUAGCUUUCUUUGGAUAUUCAAACUUAAUAUUUUUUUAUUGUCUUGGUUAAUUGUAAACUUUCUAUUGAUUCGAUACCAAAGCAAGAGAUUGGAAGUUAAAAGGUUUAGAUAUUUUAAGUAUUGUUGUUUUUAAAGGUGAGAGCCUGUUUUGUACUGCAAAGUAUAUAUGCACUGUUUGUGUAUACAAAGCUUACCUGUGCAGCAGGUGCUGUCCUUGCCUAUGAAAAGUGGGAACAAGCUCACAUUUUGUAAAUGCAGGACUAGUGCUCGCACUGCUGAAUCAAACCCUAAAAAUAUUAAAAAGGAAAAUAUGGAAAGGAAAA
This is a messenger RNA of Rhea pennata, 3642 nucleotides long. It is a transcript of the gene PTDSS1, whose product is annotated as phosphatidylserine synthase 1. Gene Ontology annotation, biological process: phosphatidylserine biosynthetic process. Bases 30 to 1454 code for a protein of 474 amino acids. The record is from RefSeq and is a predicted model, not a curated record. NCBI's taxonomy places the organism in Eukaryota, Metazoa, Chordata, Aves, Rheiformes, Rheidae. Gene Ontology annotation, molecular function: L-serine-phosphatidylethanolamine phosphatidyltransferase activity. The transcript has 13 exons.